UUCGUUAAGUGAAGCGUGACAGAAGUUACACACUUUACACCACCGACCUACUAUACACACACUACCCCCACACACUCUUCAUUCACUUCCAUCUCCGACGUCGUGGCUACAACGUUAACACAAUCACCUCCGCUAUAUACUAGUAUAUUAAAAAAUGGGAUCCGAGUGGCAGCACGGCUUGUUCGGAUGUUUCGACAAUUUCGGAAUCUGCAUCAUCUCUUACUUCGUGCCCUGUUACACGUUCGGGAAGAACUCGGAGGCGGUCGGGGACAGCUGUCUUCUGUGUGGACUCGCCUACCUUGUUCCACUUCUCAAUAUCUUCGCGGCUCUCCAGGUGCGAGGUAAAAUCCGUGAUCAGAAAGGAAUAAGUGGCGGCUGUUUGUCGGAUUUUCUCUACAUUAUCUGCUGUCCUUGUUGUGCGUUGAUACAAGAAGCCCAAGAGAUCCAGGGACCAGGUGGUAUGUCCAUGGCGCGGCAGUAGCUCUUUUAAUGAUCUAUCUCGUAAAACAGGUUAGCCGGUUCGAGUUGUUUAUAGUGACAAAAAACAAAACAGAUGAAAGACUUUUUAAAAAAAAACGAAAUGAGGACGGCUACGAUAACAGGAUGUAAUGUAUUCUCAAGUCUGAUUAAGUGGGAACAUAUAUUGUGGAUUUUUCUUUCUGGAUUUCAACCACAACAUAUUGUUGAAAGUGUAUUUGCGAAUCAAUCUGUGAAUGAGAAUUUAUUUUAUUCGUUAUUAAAACAUGAAUAUUAUUCAGCGAAUCAGCAUAUCGUUGAUAAUUUGAAGAUUCUGCAAUACAAUGGAAUAUAUUUCGUAUUUUUCAACUCUGCAACUUUUUAAAACGUAUUUGUGCACCGGUCAGUCGGUGUAAAACAGACAAAACAAAAACAUUUAAAAUACUGUUAGUCAAUUUACAUCUUUUAUUACAGUUGCUAAUGUCUUAAUUUGAAAACUGCAUUUAACAGUACCAAUGGAAGAGGACGUUGUUAUUUACUUCAUAUUAACUAUUACCUGUUUGUUUAAUAACUUGUCCAUUUUAAAGGAUAAAACCCAACACUAGCCAACUGUGAGCUGUUAUUUAAUACGUAUCUUAGAAAGUAGGGUCAGUGAUUCUAAUAUAGUAAAAACGAAAAUUCUAAUAUAUUUAAAUAUAUAUUCUAACUUCUGAAAAGGUGUAGAUUUUUAUAUUUGUGAAUUGUUUGAUGUUAAUCCUCUAUGACUAUGUAAAGGUGAAUUUCCUGUAUUAAUUAUACUAGUGUUAUAAAGUAAGACCUUGAGCAUGCAGGAAUGUUGCAAGAAACCCGGCAAGACAAUACCGUUGACCUGAUUGCAGCUACGCGUAAACUAAAAGCACUGCGAGCACUUUAGAAUAUUAGUACAUAUAUAUAUCGAAUAUUAAUAUACCUUAUUUUUGUUAGUAUAAUCUCUAGUUACUUGAUGUAUUGUUCAUAGAAAACAUUAAAUAUGUUUUACUGUU
This is a messenger RNA of Gigantopelta aegis, 1478 nucleotides long. Its product is annotated as cell number regulator 3-like. Lineage: Eukaryota; Metazoa; Mollusca; Gastropoda; Neomphalida; Peltospiridae. The coding region runs from base 155 to 481 and encodes 108 amino acids. The transcript has a single exon. The record is from RefSeq and is a predicted model, not a curated record.